Saccostrea cuccullata (small rock oyster) is the source of this 3680-nucleotide messenger RNA. RefSeq names its product serine/threonine-protein phosphatase 6 regulatory ankyrin repeat subunit B-like. The record is from RefSeq and is a predicted model, not a curated record. The transcript has a single exon. Gene Ontology annotation, molecular function: protein binding. NCBI's taxonomy places the organism in Eukaryota, Metazoa, Mollusca, Bivalvia, Ostreida, Ostreidae. The coding region runs from base 1065 to 3680 and encodes 871 amino acids.
AUCUAUUGCCCUUUUCUUCCCAGGAACAAAGAUAUAUGUCUUUAAAUGAAGCAUGUGCACACAAUCAAAAAAAUGUUGUCGAUUUGCUUCUAGCUACUGAUGUAAAGUACAACUUAAAAACGUGCUUUUAUGCCGUACAAAGUGGAAAUUUAGACAUGCUUUUUCGCUUCACUGAUAAUGUAGACCUAAGCAAAAUAACGUUUACAAAUAAUGUCCAGUGGAAUAAUUUAGAAUGCAGUUUGCUUCACGAAAUUUGCAUUUUUGGCCAAAAUCACCUAAUUAAGCCAGUUCUAGCACGUUAUCCACAUCUACUUGAUGUUAAAGAUAACCAGGGUGAGAAUUCUCUUCAUUUUAUAGCAUUUGCUGGGGACGAAACAAUGUUUAAACAAUUAAUUAUCUCAGGUAGUGACCCAUUCACUAGAGCUAAUUAUGGUGGCACUAUUCUUCAUAAUGCUUGUCAAAACGGCAAAUUAAGCAUGGUCAAGUAUAUCUGUGACACAUAUCCAAAGUUGCUUUCACCAGAAUAUAAUGCCUUCGACGGCAUGUCACCAUUACACUGGUCAGGUCAAUCAGGAAGUAUAGAAUUAUAUGAAUACUUGAUAGAAAAAGGUGUAAAGAAAACGUUCCUUGAGGGCCGAAGUACACCAUUACAUGAAGCUUGUAAGUUUGGAAGACUAAAUAUGUGUGAAUACUUGGUAAACACUCAUCCUCAUUUACUUGAUGUCAAAGACAAUAAUGGAGGAAAUGCCUUACAUUACGCUGCCUGGGGAGGUAACAUUGAUUUACUCAAAUUUCUGUUGGAGAAAGGUUUUGAUGUCAAAACCAAAAGAAAUAAUGGGGAAACUGUGUUUCACCUAUGUUGUAUGAACGGAAAACUAGAGAUGUGUUAGUACUUGGUCAAUACUUAUCCUCAUUUACUAGAUGUCACAGACAAUAAUGGAGGGAAUGCCUUACAUGCUGCAGCCUGGGAAGGUAACAUUGACUUACUCAAUUUUCUGUUGGAGAAAGGUUUUGAUGUCAAAACCAAAAGAAAUGAUGGGAAAAAUGUGCUUCACCUGUGCUGUAUGAACGGAAAACUAGAGAUGUGUAAGUACUUGGUCAAUACUUAUCCUCAUUUACUAGAUGUCAAAGACAAUGAUGGAGAGAAUGCCUUACAUGAUGCAGCCUGGGGAGGUAACAUUGAUUUACUCAAUUUUCUGUUGGAGAAAGGUUUUGAUGUCAAAACCAAAAGAAAUGAUGGGGGUACAGUGCUUCACCUGUGCUGUAUGAACGGAAAACUAGAGAUGUGUAAGUACUUGGUCAAUACUUAUCCUCAUUUACUUAAUCUUAAAGACAAAAAUGGAGGAAAUGCCUUAUAUGGUGCAGCCUUGGGAGGUAACAUUGAUUUACUCAAUUUUCUGUUGGAGAAAGGUUUUGAUGUCAAAACCAAAAGAAAUGAUGGGAAAACUGUGCUUCACUUAUGCUGUAUGAACGGAAAACUAGAGAUGUGUAAGUACUUGGUCAAUACUUAUCCUCAUUUACUUAAUCUCAAAGACAAUAAUGGAGGAAAUGCCUUACAUGAUGCAGCCUGGGGAGGUAACAUUGAUUUACUCAAUUUUCUGUUGGAGAAAGGUUUUGAUGUCAAAACAAAAAGAAAUGAUGGGAAAAAUGUGCUUCACCUGUGCUGUAUGAACGGAAAACUAGAGAUGUGUAAGUACUUGGUCAAUACUUAUCCUCAUGUACUAGAUGUCAAAGACAAUAAUGGAGUGAAUGCCUUACAUGCUGCAGCCUGGAGAGGUAACAUUGAUUUACUCAAUUUUCUGUUGGAGAAAGGUUUUGAUGUCAAAACCAAAAGAAAUGAUGGGAAAACUGUGCUUCACCUAUGCUGUAUGAACGGAGAACUAGAGAUGUGUAAGUACUUGGUCAAUACUUAUCCGCAUUUACUAGAUGUCACAGACAAUGAUGGAGAGAAUGCCUUACAUGAUGCAGCCUGGGUAGGUAACAUUGAUUUACUCAAUUUUCUGUUGGAGAAAGGUUUUGAUGUCAAAACCAAAAUAAAUGAUGGGAAAACUGUGCUUCACCUGUGCUGUAUGAAGGGAAAACUAGAGAUGUGUAAGUACUUGGUCAAUACUUAUCCUCAUUUACUAGAUGUCAAAGACAGUGAUGGAGGAAAUGCCUUACAUGAUGCAGCCUGGGGAGGUAACAUUGAUUUACUCAAUUUUCUGUUGGAGAAAGGUUUUGAUGUCAAAACCAAAAGAAAUGAUGGAGAAACUGUGCUUCACCUAUGCUGUAUGAACGGAAAACUUCAAAUGUGUAAGUACUUGGUCAAUACUUAUCCUCAUUUACUAGAUGUCAAAGACAAUAAUGGAGGAAAUGCCUUACAUGCUGCAGCCCGGGGAGGUAACAUUGAUUUACUGAAUUUUCUGUUGGAGAAAGGUUUUGAUGUCAAAACCAAAAGAAAUGAUGGGAAAACUGUGCUUCACCUAUGCUGUAUGAACGGAAAACUAGAGAUGUGUAAGUACUUGGUCAAUACUUAUCCUCAUUUACUAGAUGUCAAAGACAAUAAUGGAGAAAAUGCCUUACACUCUUCAGCCUGGGGAGGUAACAUUGAUUUACUCAAUUUUCUGUUGGAGAAAGGUUUUGAUGUCAAAACCAAAAGAAAUGAUGGGAAAACUGUGCUUCACCUGUGCUGUAUGAACGGAAAACUAGAUAUGUGUAAGUACUUGGUCAAUACUUAUCCGCAUUUACUAGAUGUCAAAGAUAAAAAUGGAGGAAAUGCCUUACAUGAUGCAGCCUUGGGAGGUAACAUUGAUUUACUCAAUUUUCUGUUGGAGAAAGGUUUUGAUGUCAAAACCAAAGCAAAUGAUGGGAAAAAUGCGUUUCACUAUUGCUGUAUGAACGGAAAACUAGAGACGUGUAAGUACUUGGUCAAUACUUAUCCUCAUGUACUAGAUGUCAAAGACAAUAAUGGAGGGAACGCCUUACAUCAAGCAGCCUGGGGAGGUAACAUUGAUUUACUCAAUUUUCUGUUGGAGAAAGAUUUUGAUGUCAAAACCAAAAGAAAUGAUGGGAAAACUGUGCUUCACCAGUGCUGUAUGAAUGGAAAACUAGAGAUGAUUAAGUACUUGGUCUAUACUUAUCCUCAUUUACUAGAUUUCAAAGACAAUGAUGGAGAGAAUGCCUUACAUGAUGCAGCCUUGGGAGGUAACAUUGAUUUACUCAAUUUUCUGUUGGAAAGAGGCUUAGAUAUCAAAACCAAAAGAAAUGAUGGAAAAACUGUGCUUCAUCUGUGUUGUAUGGGCGGACAGCUAGAUAUGUGCAAGUACUUGGUCAAUACUUAUCCUUAUUUACUAGAUGUCAAAGACAAUAAUGGAGGAAAUGCCUUACAUGCUGCAGCGUUGGGAGGUAACCUUGAUUUACUUAAAUUUCUGUUGGGAAAAGGAUUUGAUAUCGAAACUAAAAGAAAUGAUUGGAAAACCGUGCUUCAAUUAUGUAUUUUGACCGGAAAUGUAGAUAUAUAUAACCAUUUAGUCAAGGCUUAUCCUCGUCUACUAGAGGUCAUUGGCAGUUCCAGUAUCCGUGAAUCUACUAACUCUAGUGUUGAAAAUAAUCCGGAAAGUUCUGUUUCUGUACCCGAGCGAGGACAAAAAAGAAAAAAAGUGACACAUUUUCCCAAAUAUGUAAAGAAAAAAUUGUUUUAG